Messenger RNA from Anisakis simplex (herring worm), 123 nucleotides. The record is from the annotation of a GenBank genome assembly. Lineage: Eukaryota; Metazoa; Nematoda; Chromadorea; Rhabditida; Anisakidae.
AAAUCAGCUCUGGCAAACAUCGUUCAACGUUUCGGGAAUCGAGUUCGCGAAGCCCUCAUGACGGCAUCUGAGGCGAUUUCGAAUGCCGUCGCAGAGGCUGAGCAAAAUGCGAUGGUGCGUUAA